This is a messenger RNA of Staurois parvus, 552 nucleotides long. The record is from the annotation of a GenBank genome assembly. Lineage: Eukaryota; Metazoa; Chordata; Amphibia; Anura; Ranidae.
GACCGCGGGCACCGCUCAUCUGGCAAGGCAGUGGGCUCCGAGUCAACUGGUAUGACCGCAGGCACUGGGUCAGACAUUGGAUCGUCUGACUGGACAGCGGGCAUCGGGUCACCAGGCAUCAAGUCAUUUGGCUUGACAGCGAGCAACGCGUCAUCUGGCAAGGCAGUGAGUUCCGAGUCAACUGGCAUGACGCGGGGCACUGGGGCAGACAUUGAAUCGUCUGGCUGGACAGCGGGCAUCGGGUCACCAGGCAUCAGGUCAUUUGGCUCGACAGCAGGCAUCGGGUCAUUUGGCUUGCCAGCGGGCACCGCGUCAUCUGGCAAGGCAGUGGGCACCGGGUCACCAGGCAUUGGAUCGUCUGGCUCGACAGCGGGCAUCGGGUCACCAGGCAUCAGGUCAUUUGGCUCGCCAGCGGGCACCGCGUCAUCUGGCAAGGCAGUGGGCACCGAGUCACCAGGUACGACAGCGGGCUCUGAGUCAAUUGGCACGACAGCGGGCACCGGAUCAGGUACCGGAUCAUCUGGAUCAACAGCGGGCAUCGAGUCAACUGGC